Molecule: messenger RNA, 588 nt
Organism: Arabis nemorensis
Lineage: Eukaryota; Viridiplantae; Streptophyta; Magnoliopsida; Brassicales; Brassicaceae
Source: the annotation of a GenBank genome assembly
AUGAGUCCCGGAAACGUGGCCGUGUACCACGGAAGCAAGAUGAAGGUGAUUGAUCGGAGAGUGAGGGUAACGGAGCUGCUCUUAAGGUGUUCCAUUAGCUGCCUCUCUCUCCUCGCACUCCUUCUGGUUGUUACAGACACUCAGGUCAAGCAAAUCUUCACCAUCGAGAAGAAGGCCAAGUACACCGACAUGAAGGCUCUCGUGUUCUUGGUGGCCGCCAACGGAAUCGCUGCGGUGUAUUCUCUGUUGCAAUCAGUUCGUUGUGUGGUGGGUUCAGUGAAAGGAAGCGUUUUGUUCAGUAAGCCUCUGGCUUGGGCCAUUUUCUCCGGCGACCAGGCUAUAGCGUACUUAAGUGUGGCGGCCAUAGCAGCAGCUGCAGAGUCUGGUGUGUUUGCAAUGGAAGGUGAGGACGACCUUCAGUGGAUGAAGUUGUGCAAUAUGUAUGGCAAAUUCUGCAACCAAAUGGCUGUAGGAGUGGCUAGCGCCUUGUUUGCAGCCGUUGCAAUGGUCUUCGUCUCUUGCAUUUCCGCUUUUAGUCUCUUCCGAUUGUACGGUGCCAACAAAGACCGCCGGACCGCGCCCUGGUGA